CGUCAGCCUGCGGCGUCCGGGCUUACUUGCCCGGUGAUUUUAUUGCUGGGUGUGCAGCACCGGAGCUGCAACAACGGUGCUUUCAGUUUCUGUGGGUCUGCUCGGAGUGGAGGAGUGUGGGCACUGGCUACGCUUUCUCCUAUGAGGAAAUUCUCCCGUACUAUGAAUUACGUGAAACAAUUGGAACAGGAAAAUCUGCUGGUUGGUGAGGAACAUAAUUUGAAGCUGGUAGACUUUGGACUUCAUGUAAAACCAAAGGGUGGCCUUGAAUAUCUCCUGAACACGUGCUGUGGAAGCCCAGUUUAUGCAGCACCAGAGCUGAUUCGAGGCAAAGCAUUUGUUAGCUCAGAGAUUGCACAGAUCACUUCCUGUGUUGCAGUUUGUGGCUGUUGCCCCUUGUUCUGUCACUAGGCACCACUGAAAAGAGCCGGGCUCCGUCCUCUUGACAUUUGCCCUUAAGUAAACACCCUCAGUAACCCUCAAACCCCAGCAGCUGCUGGUGUACGGAAACCAGAGCGUGAUGCUGACCUAAACCACCAAGCGCCCUGAGCAUCACAGGCUGCAGCUGGGAGCAGACUGAGAUUCAUCUCACUGGUGAUCCUUCUCUGGCAUCCUGGCUUGUUCUGGGACAGCUCUAAGGGCCAGUCACAAA
This is a messenger RNA of Falco peregrinus (peregrine falcon), 652 nucleotides long. Its product is annotated as maternal embryonic leucine zipper kinase-like. NCBI's taxonomy places the organism in Eukaryota, Metazoa, Chordata, Aves, Falconiformes, Falconidae. Gene Ontology annotation, molecular function: protein kinase activity; ATP binding. The coding region runs from base 142 to 411 and encodes 89 amino acids. Gene Ontology annotation, biological process: protein phosphorylation. The transcript is spliced from 5 exons. The record is from RefSeq and is a predicted model, not a curated record.